Eruca vesicaria subsp. sativa (arugula) is the source of this 690-nucleotide messenger RNA. The record is from the annotation of a GenBank genome assembly. NCBI's taxonomy places the organism in Eukaryota, Viridiplantae, Streptophyta, Magnoliopsida, Brassicales, Brassicaceae.
AUGGACGGUGGCAUUAAGACAACAUCACCGUCGUAUUACGAUGUUCUCGGUGUCUCCGUUAACUCCUCAGCGGAGCAGAUACGACGAGCGUAUCACAAACUGGCUAUGAAAUGGCAUCCUGAUCGGUGGACGAAAGAUCCACUUAGGUCUGGAGAUGCAAAACGAAGGUUUCAGCAGAUUCAAGAAGCUUAUUCGGUGUUGUCUGAUAAAAGGAAACGAAGUUUGUACGAUGUGGGGCUCUACGAUACUCAAGAAGAUGAGGGAUUCUUCGAUUUUGCUGAAGAGAUGGUUUCACUUAUGGCACAGACGAGAAGAGAGAAAAAGCAAUACACCUUGGAGGAGUUGCAAAGUAUGGUCCAUGAUAUGGUCUAUGAGUUCCAAUCAGAGCCAUUGUUCCAGAACCAGUCAAUGGAUAUGAAAUUUGACCUGAACCAACCGUUAGAUUGGACUUCACAGAUGUCUCUACCAGUGUCCAGCUUCGAGUUCUGUCCUCAGAGCAGCUACUGUAACUAGAUCAGCAUACGCACAAUCUGAACCCGACAGGUUUUGAAACCGCAUCUCUCGAACUAAUGUUUGAAGAACCAUUGCCUCAAAAUGUGACAGGCUACGGUUUGUGAAUUACCUUUUAAAGAAAAAUUAAAGGUUUGUAACUGCGUUGAUGCGUUUGUACUGUUGGACUUGUUUUCAUAU